UUAUCGGUUCCAAGUUGAGACUGGUCGCGGAGGUUGCGUCUCCUCCUUCAGGAAGCGUCUCUGGCAGCAGAUCUCGCGAGAGUUGCGCGGUCGCUCGGCAGCAGUCGCUUUUGUAGCAGGGCUGAGGGAGACGGAGAGAGAAGGUAAGCGGGGAGGCUGCAUCAUGGCGGACAGAGACAGUGGAAGUGAGCACGGUGGAUUCGCCACAGGUCCCGGCCCGAUGCACCCGGGCGCCGCGUCGCGGAUCCAGCACGACACGGAGGAGCUCGCCUCGAAGCGGGUGGACAUCCAGAACAAACGCUUCUAUCUGGACGUGAAGCAGAACGCCAAAGGCCGCUUUCUGAAGAUAGCAGAGGUCGGGGCCGGGGGAAACAAGAGCCGCCUGACUCUCUCCAUGUCCGUCGCCGUGGAAUUUCGCGACUACCUAGGAGACUUCAUCGAGCACUACGCCCAGCUGGGCCCCAGCAACCCUGACACGGUGCAGGACGAGCCCAGGAGGGCGCUUAAGAGCGAGUUCCUGGUGCGCGAGAAUCGGAAGUACUACAUGGAUCUGAAGGAGAACCAGAGGGGGCGGUUUCUCCGGAUCCGGCAGACCGUCAACCGCGGGCCCGGCCAGGGAGCCUCGCAAGGCCAGACCAUCGCGCUUCCCGCACAGGGACUCAUCGAGUUCCGCGACGCGCUGGCCAAACUCAUCGACGACUUCGGCGUGGACGAGGACCCCGCGGAGCUGCCCGAGGGCACGUCGCUGACGGUGGACAACAAGCGCUUCUUCUUCGACGUGGGCUCCAACAAGUACGGCGUCUUCAUGCGGGUCAGCGAGGUGAAGCCCACCUACCGCAACUCCAUCACGGUGCCCUGCAAAGUGUGGUCCAAAUUCGGCGCGACCUUCUGCAAGUACGCGGACGAGAUGAAGAAGAUCCAGGAGCGGAGCCGGGAGCGGAGGGCGCGCGAGAUGCUACCGGAGGGCCUGCACGGGGACGACGGGGACGGGGACGGGGACGAGGACUAAUGCAUCUAUGAUGCACAGAACGAAUGACUUGAUAAUCAGACGUUACUGUAAUGUGGGAUCGAUCUACACACACACACAACCCUCACAGACUCAAACAGUUACAUCUCUUCACUCAUCGCCGGAAGUUACCCACUUACCCACCAUUUAACAGUAAGACGCUGCUAUCGACAACAUGAUGUAUGAACCGUGUCCAGGAUGGUGCAGGAGUGUGUGUAUAUCCCUCUUUACCCACGUGUGUGACACAUCCAAGCUCUUGUGCAGCACUGCAAAAAUCCACUUGUUUUCCAGUACAAAU
Molecule: messenger RNA, 1304 nt
Organism: Sinocyclocheilus grahami
Lineage: Eukaryota; Metazoa; Chordata; Actinopteri; Cypriniformes; Cyprinidae
Gene: purab
Product: purine-rich element binding protein Ab
Exons: 1
Coding region: 164-1009 (281 amino acids)
Biological process (GO): regulation of transcription by RNA polymerase II
Cellular component (GO): nucleus
Molecular function (GO): RNA polymerase II transcription regulatory region sequence-specific DNA binding; DNA-binding transcription factor activity, RNA polymerase II-specific; purine-rich negative regulatory element binding
Source: RefSeq, a predicted model, not a curated record